CAGUGGUAUGAUAUUGUCCACUUUGAGCAUAAGCUUUCAUGACUUUGCUUUGGACUUCCCAAAAGGCUUGUGCCAAUGGAGAUGAUAUUCCUUACUUAUAAACCCAUGAUCAACUCCUUAAUUAGUCGAUGUGGAACGCCUUCCCAACAAUCAUUAACAGAGAAUGCUGCUCACACAUCCCUCCAUUCUCUGAAUUCUGAAUUUCAAAUUUGAUGGCUUAUGUACAUGUGGAGAUCAAUGCACCAAUACCAUGACAUCCAGAACAACAUUGUGCAACAGGUUCAAGGCCUUGUUAACCAAACAACUCAUGGUGACUCGACUUCUGAAUUGCACCGCCAGGCGACUCGUGAUCUCGAGUCCAUGGUCACAGCUUGGCACUCGAGCUUCUGUCGUUUGAUUAAGUUCCAACGUGAAUUUAUCCAAUCCCUCCACGGCUGGCUUAAACUCUCCUUUCUUCCAGUCAACAAUGACAAGUUACCUGACAACAAAGAACCUUCUGAGAUAUUUUGUGAUCAGUGGAAGCUUGCUCUAGAUCGAGUCCCUGACACGGUUGCUUCCGUGGCAAUCAAAAGUUUCAUCACUGUUGUUCAGGGGAUAUCCGAAAAACAGACCGAAGAGAUGAAGAUUAAGAAACGGACCGAAUCAACGUCGAAGGAGUUCGAGAAAAAAUCAGCAUCAAUCAUGAACUUGGAGAAGAAGUUUUACAACUCUUACUCCAUGGUUGGCAUAGGACUUCCAGACACAGGGACUGACAAUGGGCAUAUAUUAGAUGCUCGGGAUCCUUUAGCGGAGAAAAAACUCGAGCUCGUCGCUUGCCAAAGACGGGUUGAAGAAGAGAAGAUAAAGCAUUCCAAAGCAGUAGAAAUGACAAGAGCAGUGACACUUAACAAUCUCCAAACUGGAUUGCCUGGGGUGUUCCAGGCCUUGACGAGCUUCUCGGCGUUGUUCAUGGAGGCGCUCGAGUCUGUUUGUACUCACUCUUACUCUAUCAAAUAGGCACACUACUUUCCCCCUUGUGGUCUUUCUUUUUUUUGUUGCAGAAAGAACGGAGUUGGAAGAAGGGUGGAGGGAUUGGAAGAAGGCUCUGAUAUCAUCAUUAUUGGUAAGUAAGUAAUAGAAUUUGGGUAAUUUUAUUAAUCUGUAAAUACCCAUUUCCUGUAGUUUGUUGGGGGUUAAACAAAAGGUUUGUAUGUAUAGGAAAUUGCUUUGAUUGUUGUAUCGGAUUCACAUUUUCAGCCAAAUUAAUAAAUAUAAAGCAUCUUGCUUUGCUUCCCA
Molecule: messenger RNA, 1275 nt
Organism: Cucurbita pepo subsp. pepo (vegetable marrow)
Lineage: Eukaryota; Viridiplantae; Streptophyta; Magnoliopsida; Cucurbitales; Cucurbitaceae
Source: RefSeq, a predicted model, not a curated record